Molecule: messenger RNA, 1019 nt
Organism: Salvia splendens (bonfire salvia)
Lineage: Eukaryota; Viridiplantae; Streptophyta; Magnoliopsida; Lamiales; Lamiaceae
Exons: 2
Coding region: 138-917 (259 amino acids)
Source: RefSeq, a predicted model, not a curated record
UUUGUCCCAUUUCCGGGUCCCUUUUGCCCCAGAAUCGCACGAAUUUCCCCCCUUCUCUCUCUCUCUCUCUCUCAUACAAGCAAGUACAAUACAACAACAUAUAGUGUUGUGAAUGGUGCAAUUGCGGGCAAGGAGAAAUGAUGUUUGAUGAAAUCAAAAUGAUUGGGGAAGAAAAGGAGGUGGUGGCGAAUUUGGGAAAAGUGUUGAAAUUGGUGAAGAAAAUAAGAUUGUUGGAGGCAAUAGUGGUGGUGCCUCUUGGAAUCGGAGUGCUGCUGGCCUACCAUCUGUGGCUGAUGAUCACAAUCAAACGCAACCCGAGAAGAACUGUGAUUGGUCUCAAUGCCGAGAGCCGCCGCAUCUGGGUUUCCUGUAUGAUGUCUGAUCCAAUAAAAAACGGUGUAUUGGCGAUCCAGACCAUACGCAACAACAUAAUGGCAUCAACGCUCUUAGCCACAAUCGCCAUCACUCUCAGCUCCCUAAUAAGCGUCUAUGUCAGCAACGAAUCGAGCUCCUGCGAAGGCCUGAACAUCUCCACCGUCUCCUCUGUCAAAUUCUCCGCGGUCCUCAUCUGCUUCCUCGCGGCCUUCCUCUGCAACGUGCUGUCCAUAAGGUACUAUGCGCACACCAGCUUCCUCGUGACUGUCCCCACCUACAGGGACCGCAAGGACGCCAUUGAGUACGUAGCGACCAACCUCAACCGGGGCGGCCUCUUCUGGUCGCUCGGCCUGAGGGCGUUCUACCUCUCCUUUCCUCUCUUCGUCUGGGUUUUCGGCCACAUACCCAUGUUUGUGUGCUGCUGUGUGAUGUCGUGUAUACUCUAUUUUCUUGAUACGACAACCAAUUUUACGAGGGAUUUGUAUAGUCAAUCUGUGAAUGGUGGUGAGGACUUGGAGCCUGCUGCUGUUCAGCCUGCUUGAUUUGUGUUGUUUCAUCACUUUGAUUUGGUGAGAGAGUUUGCAAGAUUUGGUUGAUGUGGUUUGAAAGGGUUGAUGACAUAGAGUAAUACAUUGAGUUGUUAA